GCAGCUGCCGUAUUGCACGUGUCUUUCUGUGAGGAUUACCCCAGCUUAGAAGUAAGAGCCGCUUGCUGAUUGGUCCUACUGAAGGCAUGCCACUUGGGUCAGCUCAACAGGUUGCUUGCUUGGAAUUACACCUGGCCAAUGAUGGGUUUCAAGGAGCAGAGUAACCGACUAGUUGUGGCCACGACCGUGACACGGAGUCCCGAGUGUGGCCUCUUUUAGGAUGUAGAUGGUGAGGAACCUGUACCGUCAACUAAAUGUGAGGGCAUUGGCUGCAGGCAGUAGUGAUGGUGCUUUACAGAGGACCGCGGCUGUUGGACUUGGCAAAGACCCCUCCACACCUUCAGUUCAACAAAUAUGUCCUGACAGGUUACCGGCCAGUGUCCACAGCUCAAGAGUGCCUCAGGAGCGUCUUCUACAUGCACAAUGAGCUGGGGAACAUCUACACCCAUGGAAUCCCCUUUGUCCUUUUCUUGGUGCUAAUGCCUUUCAACAUCCCCUGGAUGGAGGUGGACAGCGUCUGGAUCUGUGUGGUCCACUAUCUGGCCUGCCUCUGCCCUACCGUAGGCUCAGUGGUCUACCAUGUGUUCAUGAACCAUGUUGGGGGAGAACACGUUUACGACACACUGCUGUCCCUGGACAUGUUCGGCGUCUGCCUGGUUAACACCCUGGGAGCACUUCCCAUCAUUCACAUCACCCUUCUUUGCUACCCAGCCAUGCAGCAGGCUGCCUUGCUGACCUACAUCCUCCUGUCAGCUUACGGGAUCUACUGUGCCACAACGGCCCGCACCAACAUCUUGCGCUUGCAAGCCUUUGUCUGGCAGGCUGUGUUCCGCUUCAGCCUCUUCUUGUUCCGAGUGUACGGCAGCGGGGUGGGCAGCCCAAGCUCCCUGCGCCUCUUUGUCAUCAUGGACUCUCUGGCUGUACUGGGAGGCCUGGUCAACAUCAUCCAGAUCCCUGAGCGCUUCAGCCCAGGCCUGUUUGACAACUGGGGCAACAGCCACCAGAUAAUGCAUAUCAUGGUAACAUGCUCGAUUGUCUACCUCCACUGGGGCACACUGGAGGAUUUAGCCUGGAUUAAGACCUACCAAUGCCCUACUGAGUGAUGCCAAGUGUAUCACAGUACACUCACUCAGUCACUCACUCAAGGCUGCGCUGAUAGAAAAGAGAUUUAGGAAUCACGGAGGCAGGACAGAGGUGAUUUGUUUCGAAAUGCACUUUAGUCUUAUAGCUGCUAAAAUUCUUCACGAGGGAAGUUUAUAGUUUGACAUUUUGCCAGAGAAGAAAAAGAGGAACUUACAGUGUUGUAACUGUGGAACUCAUCGAAUUAAAAACCCUGAGUAUACUUGAUUUUUUGUUUUGUCGAAAUGCAGUCGUUCUGGGUAAUACCAUCCAUAACUAAAAUAGUCUGGAGAAGUGGAAAAAUGAA
Messenger RNA from Scophthalmus maximus (turbot), 1426 nucleotides. It is a transcript of the gene paqr4b, whose product is annotated as progestin and adipoQ receptor family member IVb. Bases 285 to 1103 code for a protein of 272 amino acids. The transcript is spliced from 3 exons. The record is from RefSeq and is a predicted model, not a curated record. Gene Ontology annotation, cellular component: membrane. NCBI's taxonomy places the organism in Eukaryota, Metazoa, Chordata, Actinopteri, Pleuronectiformes, Scophthalmidae. Gene Ontology annotation, molecular function: signaling receptor activity.